GUAAAGUCUAUAGAUCCCCGGCCCAGUACUAUUUACAAAUCUGGUAGUGGAACUCAAAGUUUCCGGGUUGAAAAUUGGAGCAGCUGGCAUCGGAUCUCCUGUACUGUAUCGGAAUGAGCUUGACUCUUUUGCAAAGCUACUCUUCCGCCGAGGAAGACGAAGGAGAUGUACAAGAACAAUCGGACUACGACAAAUCCGCGGACGAAGACGAUGGCCAGAACUACGUCGUUUCACACAACCGUUACAGGCCUCUUGUAGACCCCUCCCCUUCUUCGUCUUCCUACCUCCCCUCUGCUCUCGACGCAUUUUCCGAGGUUUCGGGACCUCCGGAGUUCUUAAACAACAGUAUAGAUUCUGAAGCUGCGGGUGAUGCAGGCAACCAACGCUUCCGGCAUGGUCUCCGUAAGAGCGCCAGAGAUAAGAAAGAUUUACCUUCUGGUGCUAUUGUCGAGGCUAAAGCUCAUUUAGUUGGGGUCCAUGAGAGAGUCAGGAGUGAUGUUGAGGGUAGCAUCCCGAAGACGUCCACUGCACAAAGAAUUCUUUCUGCAGCCACUGCACAAGGAGUCAAUCCUAGUGUGACAAACCCAAAUGCAGAAGUUGCAUCAGAGCUUCUGAGGGACAUAAAUUUUGAGGCGGGGAAGAAAAAGGGAUCAACCAUCAAAGACAAGGAGAAGAGUAAGAGGAUAAAGGGUCAGUCAUCCCACGCUUCAUGGAAGAGCGAGACAGAGAUGGUCUUGCGCCAGCAGUUCGAUUAGCGGCGUGCAUUUAGGCUGUUGAGGUGACACUAAAAAGAACAUCGACAUUUAAGCAAGAUCAGCUGAGCUCACUAGUCACUACUAUAUUUGUACAGCACCAUGUUUUAUGGAGAAGGUGAAGUGGAGGGAGAACAUACAUGUGGAAGACAUUGAGCAUAUUAUUGCGUUUAAAUGUGAACUAGUCACUAUUAAUCUGAAUUUGUUUGUCUCCUUUUUUCCUUUCUAUUUAUUUCGUUUAAAUGUCAUAUGUCGAUUGAUGUUAAUUGACACCAAACUCUUUUGGAAUUUAGAUGUGGAUGUUGUUGUUAUUGAUGUUGAAUAGGCAGUUUACUCCAAUUAUGAGAGCUAUAUCUACGAAUGAGAUGAAAUAUGGGCAACGUAAGGCAGUGUUUAUUAUUCCGGAGAACUGAUUCCUUGAUAGGAAAUAUACAUGAAGUA
Molecule: messenger RNA, 1193 nt
Organism: Cuscuta epithymum
Lineage: Eukaryota; Viridiplantae; Streptophyta; Magnoliopsida; Solanales; Convolvulaceae
Source: the annotation of a GenBank genome assembly